AAAAAAAAAAGAUGGCCUUCUUAGAUGGGCGCCCAUAAAGAGACCUCAAGCCGGACUGCCUUCCUCAGCACCUCCUUAGCCUGCAAGAACACCAUAUAUCAUUGUGUCACCAAAUGGUAGAUAGAAAAAGAGCUUGCCUGGCCACUGCCCCUGCCUUGCCCCAGCUAACCUCCCACUAGGGAGAAGGUUUCAGUCUCUCUUCUCACAGGCACCCCAGCUUGCUCACCUUCUCCUGCAUGGCUGGUUCGGGGUUGGGCGUAGAUGCUGGACCAGUUUCCUGUAAACCCAGCAUGGAAGUGUUCAGCACCUGUCUUCCAAACACAUGGAUAUUCCUCACUCACGAUUCUCAGCUUUGAAGUGCUAGACAAAAGCUCUAUUUAGCUUCCUACUGUGUGCCCAUUCAUGGCAUCCUCUUGGGGAAUACUAGCAAGUCUUUCUGGGCACAAUGUGUCUCUCAGGCUGAAACUGCCAAGGGGUGCGGAAAACCAGAUAGAAGUGGGGAAAGGGCCAUUUCCCAGCUAAAGGCAGUUUCCUCCUCUAAGAUAUGGACACUUGCUCCCUUUAAGACGGAAUGAUUGUCAUUCCCAGGAAGAGACCUGAAUGGCCAAGACUGGCUAAUUUUUGUAUUUUUGGUAGAGAUGGGGUUUUGCCAAGUUGGCCAGGCUGGUCUCAAACUCCUGAACUCGUGAUCCGCCCACCUCGGCCUCCCAAAGUAUUGGGAUUACAGGCAUGAGCCACCAUGCCUGGUCCCUGGAGACUUUUUCUUUCCUUUUUGGGGGGAUUAUGGUUGGUUGGGGAGAAAGAUUUUUUUUUUUUUCUGUGUGUAUUUAAAAGUGUCCUGUGGUUUGCUCUGAUGAAUGGGUAAGUGUCCUUUAGCAGUCACUGAUGGGAGGUUGGCUGCUGAGGCCUCUGGGACUCUGAAGGAGAAGAUAUGCAGCUUCACUGGACCCUGGUUGUGUAUCUCCUUGAUUUUGCUCCUCAAAGGUUACGGCAAUGGUGACUAUCAGUCCUAAACAUUUAGUCCAGGUGUGUGAAAGCGAAACUGUGCCCCAAACAGUUAAAGACACCAAUGACUAACAGAAAUUCUUGAGUUUGCAGGAUGGUAGGUAAGCAAAGAAACAACUUGCUGAGAUGCUGAAAGUCCCUCCACUUGUAAGACAACAAAGCUGGCUAAAAUAGGUUGGAACCAAUGUGGCCAACUAGAGUCUGUGCAGUACCUGCUUGCUGACAUCACAGCCUGAAUUUCCACUGCGUGUUUCAUACUCACUCCCCCCGUACCUGCCCAUGUGAUCUAUGAGGUGUCAUGAAGAGAACUGCGCAUGCUGGAGGACUUUCCAGGCCUCCUCUUUCCUUCCACUAAUCACCUGCUAAUCUCAGAAUCCCGACACCUUUUCUAAUAAAAACACUGCCUUAGCACCAGCCCAGGGAGACAGAUUCAAGCUGGACUCCUGUCUCCGUGUCGGCCGGCCUAUAAUUACAAGCUUUUCUUUUCUCAAAAACCCGGUGUCAUCAUAUUGGCUUCUAGCACAUUGAACAGCAAGCCCCUUUCUGCCUAGAAACAAUCUGACCCUCAUAUUUACUAGUUUUCUCAACCUGUAACCAAGGGAAACAAAAAUGACCUCCUAAAUUUUUAACAAAGGCAAUCAACAUUUGUAGCUGGUAUGAAUAUUUGUUCUGUAAACUCAUAUCUGCAGGCAACAGAAUGUUUCUUUAGCCUAUGAGCCUCCAUCUUGCUGAGCUGAUUGGAAAUUCAUCUCAGCUGUUAUUGGGGCUCUUCUCAACCCAGAGAGUUCUGGGAUCUUUUUUUUUUUUUUUGAAAAGGAGUCUCAGUUUGUCACCCAGGCUGGAGUGCAGUGGUGCAAUUCUCUGCUCACCGCAACUUCUGCCUCCUGGGUUCAAGCGAUUCUCUUGCCUCAGCUUCCCGAGUAACUGGGAUUACAGGUGUGCGCCACUGCGCCAGGCUAAUUUUUGUAUUUUUAGUAGAGACAGGGUUUUGCCAUGUUGGCCAGGCUGGUCUUGAACUCCUGACCUCAGGUGAUCCGUCUGCCUCAGCCUCCCAAAGUGCUGGGAUUACAGGCGUGAGCCACCAUGCCCAGCCGAGUUCUGGGAUCUUAUGUAACCAAAACAAACCAAAACAAAGGGGUGCUCCCACCCUGCUCUUCAGUCUCACUGAUGGCUUCUGGGUGCUCACUGUGCUGUCUGCUUGGUCCCUUUGACCCCCAGAGUGCUGCUGCUCAAGAGUGGGGAACUCUAGGGGGGAUGAGGGGCCUAGGACCAACCACUGAGGUGACCUGCAGACACCCCGAGGGAGGUCUGGUGAAAGAGGAAGGAUCUGAUGCCCCAGAUACCAAUAAGAUUGCAGUGCCCUGCCCCCAAACAAGUGAAGAUUGAGCCAUAGGAAACUGCAAAAGAGCUGUAAGUAGGUUUCCCUGUGAUCAAUACUUCAUUUUUUUUCAAAUAUAUGAAAUUCUUUUAAUUUUUUUUUGUGUCUUAAGUGUCUGUGUUAGUCCAUUUUCUGUUGCUUAUAACAGACUGCUUGAAACUGAGUUAUUUAUAAAGAAAAGAAAUUUAUUUCUUACAGUUCUGGAGGCUGGGAAGUCCAAGGUUUAGGGAAUACAUCUGGUAAGGGCCUUCUUGCUGUUGGGAACUCUGCAGUCUCCCAAGGGGGCACAGGUGAGGGAACCGAGCAAGCUAGCUUGUCUUUCUUCCUCUUGUUAUAAAGUCACCAGUCCCAUUCUCAUAACUCAUUAACCCAUUAAUCUACUAAUCCAUGAUUGGUGAUUCAUGGAUUAACAGAUUACACUCAUGACCCAAUUACAUCUUAAAGGCCCCAUCACGCUACCACACUGGAGAUGAAGUUUCAACAUGAGUUUUGGAGAGGACAAAUAUUAAGCCAUAGCAAUGCUCUAAUUUUGUUGAGGUCCUAAGUACAUGCUGUACUGGUACAAGGAUGGUCUGCCUUGUACUAGGCCCUGUGCUGGUUUUCCUGUCCUGCCACUUUGGCCUCCCUUCCCCCAAGCAUGAAGCUUGAAGCCCUGUUCCUGCAAUCUGGCAGAGGAGGCUUCUAGCUUAUGGGGGAGAUGGGUCAGACCCCGGCAGCUCUGACCAAGGCUGGUUGGCAGGGGAGUGUCACGGAGAGACAGAGCAGAAGUGAGUGGGGUAGGGCCAAGCCAUUUCCAGCUGUGGGCUCAGGAAGGCUUGAAGGAUAGUUGAUAAAUGAGUGAUAUCUGGAAGGACAGGAGAAUUUCCGAGAGUGGAGGUGGAGCCCUCGUGUGGAGGAAACAGCCUGCACAAAGACAGGGGCAGGGGGGUUCGUGUGGCAGUUUUCCUGACCUGCCUUGCCCCUGGAGGCUACAGCCAGUUGUGUCCCUGGAGUAGAAUGCUGACCCUCACCAUUCCCAGCUCACCCCAAGGACCUCCCCACCCCAUUGUGACACUACUUCCUGGACACCAGUGGAGCUCAAAGGUUCUGCUUCCAAGGGUCUGGCUGGGCCUGGAUUGUGGUCAGGUGGGCCCUGGCUUUGGCUUGCGGUCCUGCCUACAGGGAGGCAGGGCCGGGAGGGUGUGGAGAGUAGAAAUUAUGAUGACCCCUGGCAAUUUUGCGGCCGCGUUCUCAGCACAGAUGGCAGGAGAGGAGAACUUCAAGGAAGAGCUCAGAUCCCAGGAUGCUUCCAGGAACUUGAACCAGCAUGAGGUAGCAGGACAUCCACAUUCCUGGUCUCUGGAGAUGCUGUUACGCAGAUUGAGGGCUGUCCACACCAAGCAGGAUGACAAGUUUGCCAACCUCCUGGAUGCGGUGGGGGAGUUUGGCACAUUCCAGCAGAGGCUAGUAGCCCUCACCUUUAUCCCCAGCAUCAUGUCGGCCUUCUUCAUGUUUGCUGACCACUUCGUGUUCACAGCCCAGAAGCCCUAUUGCAAUACCAGCUGGAUCCUGGCAGUGGGCCCCCACCUGUCCAAAGCUGAGCAGCUGAAUCUGACCAUACCCCAAGCACCCAAUGGCAGUUUCCUGACAUGCUUCAUGUACCUUCCUGUGCCUUGGAAUCUGGAUUCUAUCAUCCAGUUUGGCCUCAAUGACACAGACACAUGCCAAGAUGGGUGGAUCUAUCCUGACGCUAAGAAGCGAUCGCUGAUCAAUGAGUUUGACUUGGUAUGUGGCAUGGAGACGAAGAAGGACACUGCACAGAUCAUGUUCAUGGCAGGGCUCCCGAUAGGCUCUCUCAUCUUCAGGCUCAUAACUGACAAGAUGGGCCGCUACCCUGCCAUCCUGCUGUCACUGCUGGGGCUGAUCAUCUUCGGCUUUGGGACAGCCUUCAUGAACAGCUUUCACCUGUAUUUGUUCUUUCGCUUUGGCAUCUCGCAGUCAGUGGUGGGCUACGCCAUCAGCAGCAUUUCUUUGGCCACUGAGUGGUUAGUGGGUGAGCACCGGGCCCAUGCCAUUAUCCUGGGACACUGCUUUUUCGCUGUUGGGGCCGUGUUGCUGACAGGGAUCGCCUACAGUCUUCCCCACUGGCAGCUGCUGUUUCUGGUGGGUGGGAUACUUGUGAUCCCCUUCAUCUCCUAUAUCUGGAUUCUCCCGGAGUCCCCGCGGUGGCUGAUGAUGAAAGGGAAGGUGAAGGAGGCCAAGCAGGUGCUGUGCUACGCCGCAAGUGUGAACAAGAAGACCAUUCCUUCAAAUCUGCUGGACGAGCUGCAGCUGCCCAGAAAGAAGGUGACUCGGGCCUCUGUCCUGGACUUCUGUAAGAAUAGGCAGCUCUGCAAGGUGACCUUGGUGAUGAGCUGUGUGUGGUUUACCGUCAGUUACACCUAUUUUACGUUGAGCCUGAGAAUGAGAGAGCUGGGCGUGAGCGUCCACUUCAGACACGUGGUCCCCAGCAUCAUGGAGGUGCCUGCCCGGCUGUGCUGCAUCUUUCUCCUCCAGCAGAUUGGGAGGAAGUGGAGCCUGGCUGUGACUCUCCUCCAAGCCAUCAUCUGGUGCUUGCUUCUCCUUUUCCUCCCUGAAGGGGAGGAUGGCCUCAGACUCAAGUGGCCACGUUGUCCGGCCACAGAGCUGAAAUCCAUGACGAUCUUGGUGCUCAUGCUCAGAGAGUUCAGCCUGGCCGCCACUGUCACUGUGUUCUUCCUCUACACCGCUGAGCUCCUCCCCACUGUGCUCAGGGCGACAGGUCUGGGGCUGGUGUCUCUGGCCUCGGUGGCUGGAGCCAUCUUGUCCCUGACAAUCAUCAGCCAGACCCCCUCCCUCCUGCCCAUCUUUCUCUGCUGCGUCUUAGCCAUCGUGGCCUUUUCCCUCUCCUCCCUGCUGCCGGAAACGCGAGAUCAGCCCCUCUCCGAGAGCCUGAACCACUCCUCACAGAUAAGGAAUAAGGUCAAGGACAUGAAGACUAAGGAAACAUCAUCUGAUGAUGUCUGAGGAAGCGGCCAAGAAUGUCAUUCUCAAUGCCCAGAUCCUGAGAUUGGACCCAUACCCUGUCUCCAACCCUGCCUUGAAGCAAUUCAAUAAAGAGGAAGCAAACAGCCAGGCUCCCUGAGGGCCAGGCCCCCAGACCAUCUUGGGUUGGAAUUGAGUGGCCAAGUAUGGGGUCAUGGAUUCCAGGCCACAAAUUCCAGGCCUAGUUCAGUCUGGGGGCAGGGUCAGUCCUUCUCCCAGGCCAGCCCUUGACAUUAAAAAAAAUGCCCCCUCCUUCUGCAGGAGCUCUGCUGUGAUUCAUUCCAAUAAAGGUACAAUGUUGGUCUUGA
Homo sapiens (human) is the source of this 5733-nucleotide messenger RNA. It is a transcript of the gene SLC22A14, whose product is annotated as solute carrier family 22 member 14. The transcript has 11 exons. The record is from RefSeq and is a predicted model, not a curated record. Bases 3380 to 5407 code for a protein of 675 amino acids. Gene Ontology annotation, molecular function: transmembrane transporter activity; riboflavin transmembrane transporter activity. NCBI's taxonomy places the organism in Eukaryota, Metazoa, Chordata, Mammalia, Primates, Hominidae. Gene Ontology annotation, cellular component: mitochondrial inner membrane; sperm principal piece; membrane. Gene Ontology annotation, biological process: riboflavin transport; transmembrane transport.